GCACGGUCGAAGGUUGAUGACGGUCGUCGGUUGUUAAGGCGUCUAUCGGGUGUUCGGGUGUGAUUUGAGUUCGGCUGCUGGCGGAGCGAGGGUCUAGGCCUGGAGUACACGGUUGGGACUGGCCGGUUGCAUCUGAACACGAGGUAUCGUGCUCAUUCUCCUUUUCAGCGAUCUGCUUGGACUUCAGUAGCUUUCCCAGUUCCGUCUUGGCAGAAUAAGAUGAGUUCAGCAACCAAGACUUUAAUGUGAAUCUGAAUGUACACAGCAAUAUUGGAGAUUCCACAGGAUGGUAUGCUGUCUUCACCAAAGCAGUGAAUCUUCUGUCCUAGUGUGAAGUGUUUGAGAGUAGGCUGCAACUUACAAGAGAGAAUUUUCCAGAAUGCCUUUGGAUAAGUGAUGCCAGAAAAAAAUCCCAUGAAUGUGGAUCAGAAAGAGACAGGAAGCAUCACUGAUGUGUGCAGCAGUGAGGAUUUGCCUGAAGUGGAACUUGUGAGCCUGAUUGAAGAUCAGCUAGCCAGGUACCACCUGCGGGCAGACUCCCUCUAUCUCUAUCAGAACAAGGACUGGGAGCAGGUCCCCGCGUACCCUGGCCAUGCAUCCAGCGAGUUAUCUCCUGCCCAGGCCGAGGAGACCUUUCGCUACAUGGUUCUUAGCUCCAACAGGGUGGAUCAGAUGACCAGGACGUACAAUGACACCGAUAUGGUCACACACCUGCUGUCUGAGAGAGAUCGUGAUUUGGAAUUGGCUGCCCGAAUAGGUCAGUCCUUGUUACAUCGGAACCGGGUACUGACAGAGAGAAAUGAGCUCUUGGAAGAACAGUUGGUUCAGGCUUAUGAUCAAGUUAACCAACUGCAGCAUGAGCUAUCCAAGAAGGAUGACCUCCUGCGAGUGGUGGCCAAUGCUUCAGAGGAGAGUGAAUCCGACUCCAGCUGCUCUACACCACUCCGCCAAAAUGAGUCAUUUCAUCUAUCACACAGCUUGAUGCAACUGGAUGUUUUGCAGAUUAAACUGCGAGAACUGGAGGACGAAAACCUCUCUCUUCGUUCUGAGGCUUGUCACCUGAAGACAGAAACGAUCAACUAUGAAGAGAAGGAACAGCAGUUGGUCAAUGACUGUGUGAAGGAAUUAAAAGAAACAAAUAUCCAGAUUUCCAACCUGGCAGAUGAACUCUCCAGAAAGAAUGAUGACAUUGCACGUCACCAGGAGGAGAUCACCAACUUGCUCAGUCAAAUUGUGGAGCUCCAGCUUAAAGUCAAAGAGUGUGCCAUUGAAAAAGAGGAACUUAAACAACAUUUACAGGCAUCCAAAGAUGCCCAAAGGCAGCUCACGGCAGAACUGCUCGAAGUGCAAGAUCGGAAUGCUGAGUGUUUAGGAAUGUUGCAUGAAUCCCAAGAGGAGCUAAAAGAAUUGCGGAACAAAUCAACAUCGUCCUCACUUCAGCGGCCUCAGUCCUACAGCAUGUUCCCAAUGGAUUCCAUUGCCGCUGAGAUUGAAGGAAGCAUGCGGAGAGAGCUAAAUCUGGAGGAGUCGACCAUUCAAGACCAAAGGAAUCAACACAGACGGGUUUUCCAUACUGUCAGAAGUAUCAAUGAAACCAUACAAUCCCACAAGUUGGCAUCCCCUCUGGGAUCUAUCCCAGGAUCUGGUUGCUCAUCUGUUGUCAUGACAGUGAAACCACACCAAUCUGUCAUGGGGACAACUGAUACAAAACUGACAAAUAACUCUGCAAAUGAACAGGAUGCUCACUGCAAUCUUUCAAAGACCGGGAAGCCUGGUACCCCUGGGGGCAAAGACCUGGCCACUGCCCUGCGUCGGCUCUCCUUACGGCAGGAGAAUUACCUGAGUGAGAAAAUGUUCUACGAAGAUGAGCGGGACCGGAAGCUGUUGGCCCUGGCAACAGAGGAGGAGAACGGCUCCGCUACACCAGCUGAGAGCGUGUUGUCCACAGGGACCAAUGUCACGGAUCUAACAGAGAUAUCCUGUAUUUCAGGAGUGUCCAGCUGUUUCCGCACCUUCCUACCGGAGAAGCUGCAGAUAGUCAAGCCGAUAGAAGGUUCUAUGACUUUGCACCAGUGGCAACAGUUAGCACAGCCCAACUUGGGUACAAUUUUAGACCCACGACCUGGGGUCCUUACUAAAGGCUUUGAGCCACUGCCAGAAGAUGACGUCUAUCACCUGUCUGAUCUUGAGGAGGACAGCGAGGAGGGGAUCACCUUCAAAGCCCAACGCACUUCUACGCCCAAGGGAACGAAGGAGAAAGAGGAAAAUGAAGAUAAUGAGAAGCAGCUACCAAAGAGACAGGAGAUACCACCAGAGAUUUUUCUGCCAAUGACCACAUUCUCUUCCCAGGAAGCAACAGCUGUGCGAAAUCCUGGCAAAUGUCUGUCACAAACCAACUCUACUUUCACCUUCACUACUUGCCGGAUCCUCCAUCCCACAGAUGUUGCUCAAGUCACAACAAGCUUCAUGUACUCUCCAGUGCCAAAGAUCGGGGGGUCGUCCAUCAACAUCAAUUCCAGCAGCCCCAGAUUUACUUGCCGCCCAAGCAUCGGUGAAUCCUUCAUGAAGACAAGGGAUUCGACUACCACUCUGAGCAGUACAAGCAGCCUGACCAAACUGCUGCUUGAUCGUGGGAUCUCUGCUGGCAUUUAUCGUUGCCCCCUUUUGAAACGCCCACCUGUGGCUCGCCCUAAGACGUUAGCUAUACCUUGUACUCCACCGAACUCCCCCUCCUGCUCUCCGUGCCCAUCGCCCUUGCCCUUUGACACACGGAGUGCCAUUGACAACUUCCUGGCUUCACGGCCAGCCGAGACACUGCUCCAGGAGGUUUACUGCUUGAAGCCCGGGCGGAGCCGUACGGAUUCUGCUCCCAUCAGUCUGAACUUGGUCAAGAAGCUGCAAAGGAUGGGGAUUGCCCAAGUGGUCAACCCUAAGAGCACCCAAGAGCACGAUGAGAGCGUAGAAGGCAGGAACAGGCAACGUAGACCUGACACGGCAGUGUUCAUGGGAACUGGCAGUAGCCUUCUGGGAGGUUUAAGGCGGAACCAGAGCCUCCCCAGUGUGAUUGGUGGACUUGGCAUACCGGUACCAAAAAUGGGCAACUUAACUGAAGACAAGACUGAAACCAAGUUGGAUUUAUCGGCACAGUGAUGACUGAUGAGGUAUCACUGGUGUGAAUAUUUGCUCCCCUACCCCGCUGCAGAAUACUAAGUGGAACAAAGGGUACUUUUUUUUUGUUGUUGGAAGGCCCCUGAAAGUCUCAGGAUGGUGAGCGUAAGUGCACAAGCAAGCAGAGAGGGUGGAAGAGCCAAGGAAGGAAAUGGAAAUGGAAAUGGGAAUGGUUUAAGAGAUGAGAGGGUAAAUGAAGGGAACCGAUUAUAAUGAAACUAGGAAAGAGAAGUGUGGUAAAAUUAAGAGUUUUUUUUGAGGUUUUGCAUAGGGAAUGAUGAAAACAAGACGGCUUCACACUAUCGAUUGAAAUAACUUUGUAAGUUAAGCACAAUUCACAACUCAUUCUAUUUGGCAAGAAUAUUAUAUCAUCAUAUCUGCUCUGCCACCAAAUGCUAGAAGCACAGAACAAAGCAUAAAGUACAAUCCAGAAAACUUUGUGGGAGAAGCACUGUUUUAGUAGCAAUUUGCAGCAAUAUUAAAUGGUUGUGAAUGAGUACAACAAUUGAGAAACUCUAACUGCCCCAGUCCAAUAGUUGUGCUAUAUUCCUUUGUUGUCCACACCUUGCACUGCACUAUCAGUGUUUGCAAUGACUAGCAUUUUCAAACCACAUGCAUUUUGGCAUUUUAGAAAUCAGUCAUCACACCAGAGCCUGUGUUGUCACGAAAUGUAAAUAAUCCUUUAACUUCUGCCUGCAUGCUCCUUAAUACUUUGCUUUUGUAAUGUCACUUAUUAAUCCUUAUUUAAGUGCUCUGGGAUGGUUUAGGUUUUCUGAAAGUCGUUACACAAGACUCCUGGCACACACUCUUUGCCUGAAGAUAGAAAGGUUUUCAGCCUUAAGGUAUUGCAUGCAUCUCUUUUGAGAGUCUUUGUAAUCAAUUCUGUAACGGUGACAUAAUGUCAGUCUGAAAGCUGCGCUAAUCUACUAUAUACUCAAUUGGAUAUUGGGUGCCCUUGGCAUUUUUGCAGUGAGAGUACCAGUUUGCAUAAUACAUGGCCUUAGCAACACGGGGAAUGAAGGCCAUUCAGUUUAAAACCAUGUAUAUUCAAUGAAGUGUUAUCUAGGAGUGACCUAGGACUUUAUAAUGGGAGCCAGUUUGGGUGGGUGAGGGUGGGGUGCAGUUGCUGAGCUUUAUACUUUUUAUUGUGAGUUGUUUCAGUUGUUUUAUUGUUUCACAUAAAUUCCUAAGGUGUCUUUUUUUUUGCACUGUUUGCUAAUAUAUUGUAACUGUAAUUUGACACAGGCUGCUGAGUUUAGUUGUAAAAUUUGCAAGAGUCUGCAAAACCUCAGGUGGGAUCACUAGCAAUGCAAGUGAAAUGAGCUGGUCACGCAUCAGAUUGUCACGGGUUUAAUUUGUAUUUCUUUGUACUGUGCAGUUUUGGCCUGUUUUGGUUUUGAGUGGAAUGGAACGGACAGGCUCGGUUGUUAAACACGGGACUGAGCGGUGCAAUGGAUUCCAUCUUUUGGGUUUUUAAGGUGCAGCCUGUAGAGAUGUGACAGACUUUACAAAAUGAGGAUGGUAAAUUCACUGCAGCCAAAAAGCACAUGGUUUCAUUCAAUUUUGUCAUUUCAAAAACAACAAUCCCACGUGGUAGAGUGAAUGGAGAGAGGGGAAAAUUUUAGUCCAAGUUGACUUGACAACGUAAUUAUGGUUCCUGUUGUCAUGGCUCAAGUAUAUUCAGACUUUAGUAGAAUUCUCAAUGUUAUUGGCAUGAUGUAGCCUGAUUCGGUUUUAUUCAAUAUGUCAAUGCAUUUUAAUUGCUCUGCAUUCAGCAACUCUUGUUCUUUUUCUCUCUCUUGCUCACACUCCGGCCUGUGCCAUGACUAACAGGAGGGGUUCAGUCAGGCGAAGUAGUGAUAUUGUCUUGACUAUGUGUAAGGUUAGAGUUGCCAACUCUUUACACACCUGCGAGGAGGUUUGCCACAUGUCUUUCACCAGUUCCAUACCCCACCGCCCUCCCCCAAUACCCCACGUGACAUAUUCUUCCUCUUGUUAGUAUUUACAAUGCUGUUAUCCAAUUAGGUAUUUCUUUAUUGAUUCUUUAUAUAAAAAGGACAGUUUGACCACCGUUUUAUAACCUAAAAAUCAAUGUGUUCAAAAGUUGUUUUUUUAUAAAUGCGUCUAUUGUGUCUUGAAUUGCUUGCUUCAGUGCCCUUGAAGUUAGUCAUUAAAUCCUGGAGACUCCAAGACAGUCCUCCAACAGAGUUUUGUGUUCGUUCAAUGUGUUCGUCCAUAAUCUGCAAAGUUGCAGAGUCCAGCUUUUUUUCUGAACACUACUCAAAUGGUGCAUCCACUAAUGGUUCAGUACGUGUGUUGAUUCCCUGGGAUUUCUCCCAGUCUGAGCACAAAAGAAGUACUACUUCAUUUGGCAAAAGAUACUGUUUUGCACUUUAAAAUAACUUGCACUUUUUGGUUUGUAAUCCAAAGUAAUAUCAAGAUAGGGAAACCUGUGGAAAUUUAAUGCGGAACAACCUUUUAAAUUCUUUUUCGCCAUUAAAGUUCCUUCAUUUUUCAAAGAUUUGAGGUUUACUUUUUGCUGAUGGAUUUUGCAGUCGACCAACUUCCAAUUUGGACUUUAAUCUAUACAAUCCUGUAUUGGGUUGGACUGCACAAACCCAGGGAUCCCUGCUCAUCUAUGACUUGUGUAUUAGAGAGAUGGCACAGUCAUUACUUGCUGUUUGAUAUCUGGUAGUUGUAAUAAACAGGAGAAUGACGAUCCCUUUGGUACCUAGAACCUUCAAGUGUCCUCACUUGUAACAGUGUCUGUUGCCCCUGUAUCUCUAGCUGUGAUAGACUGUGUCUCCCAGUUGAACUGUUGGUCAGUGGCUGUGUAAAAAUUGUCAAAUGAGACUUGGAGCAGAAUAUUCCUUUGCCCAGUGCUCAUUGUACAUUGUCUAGUUUUGCCUAGACUUCAUAUAAAGAUUCUGAUUAAUGGGACCACAAACAAAGUACUGUUAAACUAAAUAGCUAGAUAUUGAAAGCUUCAGUUUCAACCUCCCGAGGUUUGUAAAUGCAUAUUCUGUUUAAAUACAGACUUUUGACUGUGGACAUUGGUGAUAAUUGCACUUGUAUGCAACUGAAAUGUUGUGUACUUUUUCAAAUGAAAUUAUUUUUACAAGGGAAUCACCAACUGAGAGGAGGAGUUGCCUUCUGUUUAUAGAGCUGGUUUGAAUUUAAUCUGCUCUCCAUGGAGCAGUACCUCACAUUCUCAGUCUAAAUGCCACAUUCAGUAAAAGCAAGUCACUGAUGCCCAUCAGGCCCUAGGAUCCCUGCUAAUUUAGGAAGCAGAGAUAGAAAGAAACAAUUAUUUGUACAGGGCUCAAUUGAGUCUAUAUUCAGAUACCUGUAUUGUUGCUUCUGGCCUUGCAUGAUUCAUUUCUUUUAUAGUUAAUAAAUAUAUAUUUGCAAGAUUGAGACUGACCAAAGGUGUUGUAGCUGUGUGAUAGGGAGGUAGAAAAUGUCCUAACACCUUGUCUGUCUUUUGGGGUGUCAGGCCCUUGACCAGAUGUCUAUUUCUCGGCAAUGCAGAGAAGGGAGUUUGUCCUGUCUGAUGUUUGGGUCUCUGGGCAGUAUGCAAUGUGAGCAGUUAGUCUUUACUGAAUGUAAGCCAUCCUCAACCAUCUAUAUCAUUGCAUUUCAUUUGCCAGUCUCUGGGAAAAUCUUGCACUAAACUUUUAUUUUGGGUAGGGAGCAUUAAUCUUGUCCCAGUACGUGACUAGCUUUUUUGUUUUGCUUCCUCAGUUAUUAACUUUAACUUCAAUAUUUGACGUGUCCCACCCUCAUGUUCUAGCAACAAUGAAAUACAAGAGAUGAGUCAUGAUGGUACCUAGCUGGAUUUAGUUUAAUGUCUCGGCCCUUGCAGUUUAUAUUCUAGAAUUACUCGAGAACAAUUGUGACUAUUUGUUAUGCAUUAUUUAAUAUUGUAAUAAUUGAUGUAACUGCAAAGUUACAUGGGAUUUCUGAGUCACUUCAACUCUCAAAUAAAAGCAUUUUUGUAAAUUC
Messenger RNA from Rhincodon typus (whale shark), 7173 nucleotides. It is a transcript of the gene trak2, whose product is annotated as trafficking protein, kinesin binding 2. Gene Ontology annotation, biological process: neurogenesis; anterograde axonal transport of mitochondrion. The coding region runs from base 397 to 3150 and encodes 917 amino acids. Gene Ontology annotation, cellular component: dendrite. The record is from RefSeq and is a predicted model, not a curated record. NCBI's taxonomy places the organism in Eukaryota, Metazoa, Chordata, Chondrichthyes, Orectolobiformes, Rhincodontidae. Gene Ontology annotation, molecular function: GABA receptor binding. The transcript has 16 exons.